UUUUUUUUUAAAAAAAAAACAAAAACCAAAAAAACCAUCAUAAUAUAUUGAUAAACCAAUCCCUUUUCAAAAUGUAUCAAACUAUUAUUUUAGGAAGUAUUUUAUUGAUAACGCUUUAUGUUUUAAAGCGUUCACGUGAUCCAAAUUUGAAACUGCCACCACUUGUUCAUUAUAAAAUUCCAAUUAUUGGACAUACUUUAAGUUAUAUGUUUAAUUGCGAGGAAUUCUUUAAACAAUGUAGAAAAGAGUAUGGUGAUAUUUUCAGCCUAUAUUUAUGGGGUCAAGUAACAACAUUUGUUGGAAAAGACCAUUCAUAUGAAGUAUUCGCAAGAGAUGAUGCCUUUGACUUCUCCGAAGAAUUUAGAAGAAGAGUACCAGGUGAUGCGAUGUUUAAAAAUAUAAAUGGAUUUGGUGAUCCAAAAUAUAAUGCAAAAGUAGUCCGAGAGUAUAUUUCAAAUAAAUUGGGUUUAUAUACUGAACGUAUGCAAAAAAGCCUUUAUUCGGCUACUAAAAAAUAUAUUGGUGAUUGUGAUGACGAUCGAACAAUUUAUAAUUUUAGUUAUUUAAUGGCAAAAAUUAUUUCUACUCCUAUUGCAAAUAUUUUUAUUGGUGAAGAAGAAGCUAAAUAUGAUGAAAUUAUAACUACAUUCGCAGAAUUUACAACUGAUGUAGCAAUAUUUUUUGCAAUUCCACCAAUUUUGGAUUUCAUUUUUCCAGGACUUCAAGAUUAUGUCAAUCGUAUUCCAAUAAAAUUAGGAUUAUAUAAUCCAGCUACAAAACAUCGUGAUAUACUCGUUAAACAUAUUAAAAAUCAAGUUGAUAAACGUUUACGGGAGAAACAAGAAUAUGGUGAUUCGUGGAAACGUCCUAAUGAUUUACUUCAAGAUUUUAUGGAAGAACAAGAUUUUGAUCCUAAUAAUAUUAAUUAUGCAGCAAUGGCAGAUAAAUUAUGUAUAUUUAUUUUCGCAUCAGUCCAUACAACAUCAAGAAGUUGCGCAAAUGCUGUUAUGGAUUUGGCAUCUAGACCUGAAUAUAUGCAGGAAUUAUAUGAAGAACAACUAGAAAUUCAUAAAAAAGCAAAUGAAAAUGAUAUACUUCCAUUUGAAGCUCUUAAUGAAAUGAAAAAAUUGGAUAGUUUUAUUAGAGAAUCAUUCAGAUUAACUGGGGAUAUAGCAGCCCUUCCACAUCUUGUAUUAAAAGAUUAUACAUUUUCUAAUGGAUUGCAAGUACAAAAAGAUCAUGUAGUUGAUAUUUAUUUUAAUGAUGUUUAUCAAGAUGAAUCAUCACAAGGCCCAAACCCAAAUUUAUUUGAACCAUUUAGACAUUUAAAUAAAAACUCUUCAGCAUCAAAAGUUAGUAAAAAUUUCAUAGUAUUCGGAGGUGGUAAACACGCUUGCCCCGGAAGGUUUUUUGCCGUAAAUGAAAUUAAAUUUUUUAUGCAUAACGCUAUAUUAAAAUAUAAUUUCCGUACAGAAAGUGGUAAAAUUGAAAACAAAUUGAGAUUAGGUCCCAUAACAUUUCCAAGUACUAGUGGAAUCAUUUUUGAAAGAAGAUUUAAAUAAUUUAUUAAUCUUUUCAUGUAUUUUUAUCAUAUAUAAGUUGUUUUUAUUUUCAUAUUUUUAUUUGUUU
Messenger RNA from Rhizophagus irregularis DAOM 181602=DAOM 197198, 1629 nucleotides. RefSeq lists its product as uncharacterized. The record is from RefSeq and is a predicted model, not a curated record. Lineage: Eukaryota; Fungi; Glomeromycota; Glomeromycetes; Glomerales; Glomeraceae. Gene Ontology annotation, molecular function: oxidoreductase activity, acting on paired donors, with incorporation or reduction of molecular oxygen; heme binding; monooxygenase activity.